Closterium sp. NIES-65 is the source of this 717-nucleotide messenger RNA. The record is from the annotation of a GenBank genome assembly. NCBI's taxonomy places the organism in Eukaryota, Viridiplantae, Streptophyta, Zygnematophyceae, Desmidiales, Closteriaceae.
AUGGCAUUCCCGAGUCGCAACUGGCGAUCCCGCUUACAUUCCCUCCCGUCGUUUGAUCCCUACCAUCACUGCUCACUCGUCCCUCCUUACCUGCCGCCCUUGCUUCCUCUCUUGUCGUUCAUGUUCCACCGACCUUCCUCCCCCCGCACCACCUGCCUUCCCCCACGCACAGCACCGACCUUCCUCCCCCCGCACCACCUGCCUUCCCCCACGCACAGCACCGACCUUCCUCCCCCCGCACCACCUACCUUCCCCCACACACAGCACCGACCUUCCUCCCCCCGCACCAUCUGCCUUCCCCCAACACCACACGCCCUCGUGUUCAUCCUCAUACCCACCCUCUUCCCCCCCUCAUACCCUUCCGCGCCUCAUCCUCUUGCGCGCCUCAUCCUCUUCCGCGCCUCAUCCUCUUCCGUGCCUCAUCCUCUUCCGCGCCUCAUCCUCUUCCGCGCCUCAUCCUCUUCCGCGCCUCAUCCUCUUCCGCGCCUCAUCCCCUUCCGCGCCUCAUCCCCUUCCGCGCCUUAUUCCGCUCUGUACAUGAGCAGCGCACGCCUGCGUGAUGAGGAGGGGCAGUGCGCCAAUGCGCCUGCUGCAGAUCACGUCACAAGCGGAGCCUCUCUCCCGUCGCGCGCCAAGCCGCCGAUUUUCUUUCCCUUAUUUCCUCCUUCCACCCCCAGUAUCUGCCCCCUCGCCGGCCUCGCGUUGCGUCUGCCGUAA